ACCCUCUCAUAAGAAAACCCCUGCCUUGCUGCCUUGUAACCCCUGACUCGGAUUCUAAUACACCGCGCAUUUGGGCCCACCUUCACGCUUGAACCUCUCGCUCUCCUUCAUCGAAGUUUUAAUCACUUCCGAAAAGGUUAAGUAAUCGCUCAUGGAAUAUGAUGAAUUCAUCGACCCAACUGAUCAAUCUUCUCAAGGUGCUUCGUCGGAAAGAUACCUGCUUGGCUUCGUCUGCGCCCACAUCGUUGGGGUUAAGUACUAUUCGGGCACCAUCAGUGGCCGUGAAAUGGUUGGUCUGGUCCGUGAACCUCUCAACCCCUACGAUGAGAACGCCAUUAGGGUCCUCAACACUAGAGCAACUCAGGUUGGGCAUAUUGAGCGCUCCGUCGCUGCCGUACUGUCUCCCUUGAUAGACUCCGAGCUCAUCAUUGUGGAAGGCAUUGUGCCCAAAACGUACUCUGGUAACAAAUUCAAGAUUCCUUGUCAAAUUCAUAUAUUUGCGACGAUUGAGGCUUUUCCAACCGUGAAAGACGUGAUUUCAGACGCUGGGUUAGCUUUAAUUUUAGUGUCUGAUGCAGCUUCUACGUUGUCAGAGUCUAUGGCUGUGAAAGAAAGGAAGGCUAAGAAUGAUUUUAAGAGUGUAGAUGAGAUUUUUAAGUUGGUUGAUGAGAAUUUUAGCAAAAAGGGUAUAUUGGAAGCUUUGGAGCCUCCUCGAAGUGUCAUCAAGUCUAAUCUUUUCCUACAUCAGAAGGAAGGCUUGGGGUGGUUAGUUCAUCGAGAGAAUUCUGGUGAAUUGCCGCCAUUUUGGGAAGAGAAAGAUGGAGCCUUUGUGAAUGUUUUGACUAAUUAUCAUACGAACACAAGGCCAGAGCCUUUGCGAGGUGGUAUUCUAGCAGAUGAUAUGGGAUUAGGCAAGACCUUAACUUUACUUUCCUUAAUUGCUCUUGAUAAAGAUUCUAUUUCUCUAAAUACGGAAGAAGGGAAGCAUGAUGAAAAUGGGGGGCGCAAUGAAGGAUUCGCUGUCUCAAGUGGUAAGAAGGGUAAGAGGAGAGGAACAAAUAAACAGAUCACUGGAUCAGAAAAAAAACGCAAGACUGAGAGUACUUCUUCAAGGGGCCAUGUAAAAGGAAAAUCUGUUGCUGCAGAUGUCACACCUUCAACUGGCAUGAAUAUGAAGACUACCUUGGUUGUGUGCCCCGCUUCUGUAAUUUCAACAUGGAUAUCACAGUUAGAAGAACAUACUAAACCAGGAACAUUGAAGACGUACAUGUAUUAUGGUGAUAAAAGGACCGAGGAUGCUGAAGAACUUAAGAUGUAUGAUUUAGUAUUAACCACAUACACGACCUUAGCUACUGAAGAAUCUUCUCCAGACUCACCCAUAAAUAAAGUAUAUUGGUGGAGGGUCAUUUUGGAUGAAGCACAUGUAAUCAAAAAUGUGAAUGCUAAACAAAGUCAAGCUGUCAUGAAAAUUGUAGCUGAGCGGAGGUGGGCUGUUACAGGGACACCAAUUCAAAAUGGUUUAUAUGAUUUAUUUUCUCUCAUGGCAUUUUUACGCUUUCAACCAUUUUCAACAAAGAGUUAUUGGCAGAGCUUGGUGCAGCUUCCUCUUGUUGAAAGAAACCCAAACGGACUCUUACGUCUUCAGGUCUUGAUGGCAACAAUUUCAUUGCGAAGAACGAAGGAUAAAGCAUUGGUGGGAUUGCCUCCAAAAACUGUAGAGACUUGUUUUGUGGAACUUCUUGAGGAAGAACGGAAACUAUAUGAUCAGAUAGAAUCGAGAGCAAAGAACAUAGUGGCAGGUUAUUUUAAUGACGGAAGCAUAACGCGCAACUAUUCCACUGUACUUGGUAUAAUUUUACGGCUUCGACAAAUUUGUACUGAUAUGGCAUUGUGCCCAUCAGAUAUCAAAUCUUUACUCCCUUCUAAUAGCAUCGAAGAUGUUUCCAAUAACCCGGAAUUGCUGCAAAAGUUGGUAGAGGUGCUGCAAGAUGGUGAAGAUUUUGACUGUCCAAUAUGUAUUUCUCCGCCAACGGAUAUUGUAAUUACAUGCUGUGCUCACAUAUUCUGCCAAGCUUGUAUUCUGAAAACCCUACAGCGGAGCAAAGCCUGUUGUCCCCUUUGUCGUCACCCCCUCAACGAAUCUGACUUGUUCUCCGCCCCACCUCAAUCUUCUGAUGCUGAUGCUGCUGGACUCUCUUCGGACAAGACAAGCUUAUCCUCUAAAGUAUCUGCUCUGGUGAAACUUCUUGUUGCCUCAAGGGAUCAACAUCCAUCUGCAAAAUCAGUUGUGUUUUCUCAAUUUCGUAAGAUGCUGAUCUUACUGGAACAACCUCUGAAGGCAGCUGGUUUCAAGACACUGCGCCUUGACGGGACCAUGAAUGCUAAACGAAGGGUUCGAGUUAUGGAAGAAUUUGCAGCUGGAGGAACAGAUGAACCCAUUGUUCUACUGGCAAGCCUCAAGGCUACAGGCACAGGUAUAAAUCUGACAGCCGCCUCCAGAGUAUACUUAUUGGAGCCAUGGUGGAACCCAGGAGUGGAGGAACAGGCAAUGGAUCGUGUGCACCGCAUUGGACAGAAAGAGGAGGUGAAGAUUGUAAGAUUGAUUGCUAAAAACAGCAUUGAAGAGAGGAUAUUGGAGUUGCAAGAGAAGAAGCAGCAGCUUGCAAAGGAAGCGUUUGGAAAGAGGAAAGCAAAGGACGGUAGGGAAGUUGGAGGGGAUGAUUUCCGAAUGCUCUUGUCCUUGUGAGCUUUGUUCUUAUGUCAAUAUUAGUUGAUGGUUAACAUCAAAUGGUAGUGCAUGUAUGUCCCAUGUUGUGUUCAUGUACGUAUGUUCUCGUCUGUUUUUUUGUCCAUUUUUGGCCAAAUGCUUUUGCCGUUCCCAACCAGGAACAUUCAACAUGCCCAAUGUAAUGGCAGCAUGCGCACAGGCUUCCAUUUUGAGAUUCUUGGUUCCACUGAUAAGCAAGUAUACUUGUUUUGCUUUUC
Molecule: messenger RNA, 2985 nt
Organism: Neltuma alba
Lineage: Eukaryota; Viridiplantae; Streptophyta; Magnoliopsida; Fabales; Fabaceae
Product: putative SWI/SNF-related matrix-associated actin-dependent regulator of chromatin subfamily A member 3-like 1
Exons: 3
Coding region: 152-2746 (864 amino acids)
Biological process (GO): DNA repair
Cellular component (GO): nucleus
Molecular function (GO): zinc ion binding; hydrolase activity, acting on acid anhydrides, in phosphorus-containing anhydrides; ATP-dependent activity, acting on DNA
Source: RefSeq, a predicted model, not a curated record